UAAGGUAGAUUUAACCUCAGUAAAGCGCUGAGAUUUACAGGCGUAUGGUACACUAGCUAUCCUCCUCGAGGAGGAUAGCUGAUGUCUGAAAGGAUGUUCACCUUUCAGAGAAACAGGAGACAGAGCCUCUUUCCCAACUGCAAACUAGCAACCUCGGAGUCAACAGACGAUGAGGUUCCGUUUGCUAAACAGUGUUUGCUGAAACAGUGGAGCUCUUUAGGCGAACUACAGACGGAUAUCUAUGACAUCUUUGGUGAAGAUGAGGAGGUUGAGAAGCAUUCGGAACCAACAAUGUGGUUUACAAGUGCCUCACCCAGCAGGAAUUGCACGCUCAACCUCAACGUUGGUGGAAAGUCCUACCGCAUCACCUAUAAAAUGGCAGCAAGAUACCCACAGAGCAGAAUCGGCCGUUUAGCCACCUAUACGGACCUCAACAUGAAGCUAAACCUCUGCGACGACUAUGUGGUGAAGGACAAUGAGUAUUUCUUCGACCGAGAUCCAGACGUCUUCAACAGCAUCUUCAACUUUUACAGAACCGGCGUGCUGUGGAUCAAGGACGAGCUUUGUCCAAGGAACUUCUUAGAGGAGAUCAAUUAUUGGGGCGUUCGGAUCAAAUACUCGCAACGAUGCUGUAGGAUCCUUCUUGAGGAGAAAGACGACGAGUUGUGCGAACAGCUCAAGGUUCAGAAGGAACUGGAGGCGGAGGUGGAUGUCGAAGAAAAUGAGGAGGUGUUCAAUGACAUGUUCCUCGGCGAGACGAGACGCUCGCUUUGGAACUUCAUGGAGAAACCGUUCUCCUCAGUACCGGCGAAACUAAUGGCGGUUGCCUCGAGUAUGUUUGUGCUGGUGUCGCUGGUUACAAUGACUUUGUCUACGGUAGAAGAAAUGGAGAACAUGGCAUCUAAUGAGUUUAGCGGAAAGACAUCUGGAGAGUUCGUAGAGACACUGUGCAUAACCUUCUUCACCGCUGAGUACCUGCUGCGUCUAGUUUCAACCCCAGAUAUCGGUUGCUUUGUUAAAAGCAUGCUGAACGCAGUUGACCUCAUGGCCAUCCUACCGCAGCUUCUCCAGUUCGUGCUCGAAAGCUUUGAGACCUUCAAUUCUGGGACACAAACCACUGACAUGGAGACUGUUGGUCAGAUGAGCAAGGUGGGACAAGUGUUACAAAUCAUGCGACUCAUGCGUAUUUUUCGCGUUCUGAAACUGGCGCGUCACUCGACGGGACUCAGAGCGUUUGGCUUCACGUUGAGGCAGUGCUAUCAGCAGGUGGGAUGUCUCUUCCUCUUUAUCGCUAUGGGGAUCUUCACAUUCUCCGCCAUGGUUUAUACCGUUGAACACGACGUCCCUCAAACCAAGUUCACCAGUAUUCCACAUUCUUGGUGGUGGGCAUCUGUUAGCAUCUCUACUGUAGGCUAUGGUGACAUGUAUCCGGAGACUCUUUUGGGGCGGAUAUUUGCCUUUGGCUGCAUUUCCUUUGGGAUCAUUCUGAAUGGCCUUCCAAUCUCCAUCCUCUUCAAUAAGUUCUCCGAUUACUACGCCAAACUGAAGUCUCAUGAAUACAGUUCCAACACCAAGAACAGAGGGAAGGUUAACUUCAUCCUGAGAGCCAAGACGAAGCUCAAAGAGUGUGGCUGCAUUGAAACUAACAACAUUAAUGUUUCGUAAACACUAGUGAAAUCGAUUGUUGGCAUUGUUACGAUGUACUGAAUCUUGUCUGAAUGAGAUCAUUUUCUAAAAAGCCUCUUAUCUAAACGUGCCAAAGUAAAUUUUAAAAUACAAGUAAUAAGUAACACGGACUUAAAUUAUCAGUAACACUUUAUUUUA
Sinocyclocheilus anshuiensis is the source of this 1824-nucleotide messenger RNA. It is a transcript of the gene kcnv2b, whose product is annotated as potassium channel, subfamily V, member 2b. Lineage: Eukaryota; Metazoa; Chordata; Actinopteri; Cypriniformes; Cyprinidae. Gene Ontology annotation, biological process: protein homooligomerization; potassium ion transmembrane transport; action potential. Gene Ontology annotation, cellular component: voltage-gated potassium channel complex; membrane. The record is from RefSeq and is a predicted model, not a curated record. The coding region runs from base 82 to 1665 and encodes 527 amino acids. The transcript has 2 exons. Gene Ontology annotation, molecular function: protein binding; voltage-gated potassium channel activity.